CCUAAUUCUCCCAAAAGUUUCUCUCUCUACAUUGAUGUGCAUACAGAUUUAUGCAUACAUGCACGCUUAUCGGAGCUGAUUAUUGUCUCUUCUCCGUCGAUCGUGCGAUCAUUCUCUCAGCGGCAGAAUCAAAGUACAAGUACAAGUCGCCAUUUCAAUCUCUCCGCUCCUGUUAUCUAUAGAGUCAAAAAAACGAUUCUCACAAUCUCGCUCUCCCUCUGAUCCUUACGAUUUCUUCGUACAGCCUACCGGACGCAUAUGUAUACAAAACGUUGAUGAUAGCUACGCUAAUGUUCAUCGUUCGAGUUUAGAUCCGAAUCAAAGCAGACGGAUAUAAAACGUUUCAUCAGCUUAGUUUCUCCGAUUCCUCUAUAAGUACAUGCUUAAGCUCCAGUUUCCGGCGAAAAUAUAGGUUCCGAUGAAUUUGAAGUCCGAUAAUGGUUUCACGAAGAAGGAAUUAUCGUUAAGGCUGCGCAUCGCAUUGGUUACCGCCACAUGUACGGUGGUGCUAGUGGUUGUUGCGUUCGUUACAGGUACGUUGCAAUAUGGUCGUAUUUUAGUGGAGCCUAGUAGUACUCUCGUUGUUGCCAAGAGUACUGCUUACAACAGCACGAUAAAUCCCAGUCUCCAUCGCAAGCUUCUUCACAAUCAUGCAACACAGGUGGAUAAACGAAUAUGGGGCGACAAGUGUUCAAAAUCCGACAUUGUCAUCAACCAGGGUCCCACAGAUCCCCUACCAAGCAUCCCCACUUACACAGUUGAAAUCAUGAACGUUUGCACCACCGGCUGCGACAUCUCCGGCACUCUCAGCUGCGGUUGGUUCAGCUCCGCCAGGCUCAUUAACCCCCACCUCUUCAAACGCCUCCAUUACGACGACUGCCUUGUCAACAACGGCAAACCCCUCAUUUUAGAUGCUUACGGAUAUUAA
This is a messenger RNA of Lactuca sativa (garden lettuce), 928 nucleotides long. Its product is annotated as protein TAPETUM DETERMINANT 1. NCBI's taxonomy places the organism in Eukaryota, Viridiplantae, Streptophyta, Magnoliopsida, Asterales, Asteraceae. Gene Ontology annotation, biological process: cell fate determination. The record is from RefSeq and is a predicted model, not a curated record.